AAGAAUUUGAAUAUGUUAUAGAACAUCUUAUUCUAUUUCUAUGAAUACACUGUAAUCAUGUAGUUGGUAUUUUAUUUUGAAGCAGAAGACCGGAAGUUCUGUGUGACCUUUGCUAACUUCAGUGGUUCAGCCUGUGAAUUCACACAACUCGUUACUCUGAAGAGGAAUGCAGCACUCGUAGCUAACCACACUAGUGAAGCUGGCUGGUCCAGGCAGGAGAUGACGUCAGUAGGACUGGUAUGCAGGUCUGACAUCAGCCAGAAAGUCUAAAAACUAAAGCUGUGUUGACUCAGGCCAAAUAAGGAGGAAAGAAACCCAAUUACUCGGAGGUGAACUACUGUUGAAACAAGGCAUCAUCAUUCCAGUCAGCACACCAUGGCUGGCUUCAGACAAGAGGAUGUUGAGUUGUAUUAUGAGAUGGAAGAGGAGCUAGGCAGUGGACAGUUCGCCAUCGUCCGUAAGUGUAAGGAGAAGAGCACAGGCAUCGAAUACGCCGCCAAGUUCAUCAAGAAGCGGCGGUUGUCAUCCAGCCGGCGGGGGGUGAGCCGCGAGGAGAUCGAGCGUGAGGUCAACAUCCUGCGGGAGAUCCAACACAGCAACAUCAUCACCCUGCACGACAUCUUUGAGAACAAGACGGACGUGAUCCUGAUCCUGGAGCUGGUGUCUGGAGGAGAGCUCUUUGACUUCCUGGCCGAGAAGGAAUCUCUGACGGAGGAGGAGGCCACACAGUUCCUCAAGCAGAUCCUGGACGGAGUUCAGUAUCUCCACUCCAAACGCAUCGCUCACUUUGACCUCAAGCCUGAGAAUAUCAUGCUGCUGGACAAGAACGUCCCCAACCCCAGGAUCAAGUUGAUUGAUUUUGGGAUAGCUCAUCAGAUUAAAGCAGGAAACGAGUUCAAGAACAUUUUUGGAACACCAGAGUUUGUUGCUCCAGAAAUAGUCAACUAUGAGCCACUUGGACUGGAGGCAGACAUGUGGAGCAUCGGAGUGAUCACAUACAUCCUGCUGAGUGGAGCUUCACCGUUUCUGGGUGAGACCAAGCAGGAGACUCUGACAAACAUCUCAGCUGUCAACUACGACUUUGAUGAGGAGUAUUUCAGCAACACCAGUGAGCUCGCAAAAGACUUCAUACGACGUCUGCUGGUCAAAGAUCCCAAGAAGAGAAUGACUAUUGAUGACAGUCUUCAGCACCCCUGGAUUAAGGUGAUUAAGAGGCGAAAUGUCCGCCAGGAGGAGAGAGAUCACAAGACUGAGCGCCGACGCCUGAAGACGACUCGUCUGAAGGAGUACACCAUCAAGUCCCACUCCAGCAUGCCUCCCAACAACACUUACGUCAACUUCGAGCGCUUCUCCCAGGUCCUGGAAGAGAUCGCGGCAGCAGAGGAAGGCCUGAGGGACCUGGAGCGCAACCAGCGCUCGUGCCGGGAGGACGUGGCGGCGCUGCUGUCCAUCUACGAAGAGAAGGAGGGAUGGUACAAAGAGGAGAACCAGAGCAUCUCCAGCGACCUGAGCCACAUCCGCCAAGAGCUGCAGCGCACUCAGACGCAGCGCAAGAAGUGCCAGGACGAGGCCCGGCUCACCAUGCAGUCCGCCAACAUACUCAAGCGCAAAUUUGGGCGUCUGGAAAACCGCUACGAGGUCCUGGCCGAGCAGGUGGCCUCUGAGGUCCGCUGGGUGGAGGAGCUGGUCAAGUCGGUGUCUGCGGAGAAGACCGGCCUCGGCAACAUGCCCUAAGCCGGGCUGACAAAGACACUUUGAUUCUCAAGUAUUGUCCUGCCCGUCUUCUCUGCACGUGUCCAGCACGGCGCAGGGUGAGCGGGUCAGCUGUCGUCAUAAGCUGCUGCUUCUCCUGCCCAUCGGGAAAAAUGUUCCACCCUUUUAAUGUCACGCUUGAGAAACCAGCAAGAAGCAGAGAAGCAAUAAGUUGAACCCAUUCCCCUAUGAAAAGGCUCAUUCCUGUGUUUUUGUAAGUUAAUUUAUGAUUUUAGAGAUUUCACAUGCUGUUACUUGAUAAUUUGUUUGCGAUUUGAAACCAUAUUGGCUUUUUUCCUCCCCCAACUUUUCUUCGUUAUCUUUCUAGAAAUGUAAUUACAUCUGAAUGUCCUAGUGCUGUGAAAGCCGUAGAUGUCUGCUCAUUUGCUCUUGCCUCAGGUAGUUGGCCAGUUCAAAGAGAAACCUUCACAUCAUGCAGCUUAUAGUGUCAGGUGCUAUUUAUUUGGUUACAUUUCCAACUCGUUUGCAGCUCACAUUCAAAUUCUCUCAUAUGUCGGGAAAAUGGUGUCUACUAUGAAAGAUGCAAUAAAUGUAAACACUCAGCAUAGACAAUAAGAUUUAGGGUAAUGCUUUAUUUUACAGUUCUGUGAUUUCCUAAUUAUGUCUAAAUCAUUUCUUGAAAGUUUCCUGGAAAUAAGCACAUAGUUUGGUUCUAAUUAUAAGUAAAAUUCUGAAGCCGUUUUUCAGUUUCAGUUAGUUUUUGAUUUUCUUGAGGAUUUUCCAUGAUCAGCUUACCUGAUAUUGUCUAAUUAAAAGCCUUAAAGGGGAUGUUUCGUUUGUUAUUUUUAAAGUAGGGUUGUAUGAGGUACAUGUCCAUAGUCAGUGUGUUACUACAGUAGAUGGUGGUCAGCACGCCCCCAGUCUGGAAAAACGGGCAGGAGUACUGGCACAGAAGUUCAGCAAUGUACUGCUGUGGAUGGGGGCAGCAGGAAAAUGUUUUUUGGUCUCCUAAUAUAAGUUUAAGUGUAUGUUAUAUUUAGAAUAUUUUUUAUUGUUUUACGUUGUCGUCAGGCCGCAUUGUUUAGGUGUGCAAAGGGGGAACUGAAGCUUUUAUCGAUGCUCUGUUCAAACCAGACUUCAUUGACAAAAUAGUAAUUUUACUUCUCAGAACACAGAAGUUGCUGGUCUGCUGCUGUCUCGAUUGGUUAGUUUGUUUGUGUUAUUGUGUAACUUCGAUGUUUUAAAGGGUUAGUUCAAAUUCAUCAAAGUCACACAAAACAUACAAACUAACCGAUCGAGGCAGCAGUGGGCCAGCAACUCAUGCAUUCUGAGAAAUAAGAUCAUUAUUUUCUCAAUGGAGUCUGUUUGCUUUGAACAGAGCAUCAAUAAAAGCUUCAGUUCCCCCCUUGUACACUUAAACAAAGCUGUCUGACAGCAAGGUAAAGCAAUGGAAAUAUUCUAAGUAUAACAUACAUUUAAACU
Messenger RNA from Centropristis striata (black sea bass), 3195 nucleotides. It is a transcript of the gene dapk3, whose product is annotated as death-associated protein kinase 3. The transcript has 10 exons. Gene Ontology annotation, cellular component: cytoplasm; nucleus. Bases 376 to 1734 code for a protein of 452 amino acids. Lineage: Eukaryota; Metazoa; Chordata; Actinopteri; Perciformes; Serranidae. The record is from RefSeq and is a predicted model, not a curated record. Gene Ontology annotation, biological process: positive regulation of apoptotic process; protein phosphorylation; intracellular signal transduction. Gene Ontology annotation, molecular function: ATP binding; protein serine/threonine kinase activity.